GUGUGAUGUGAGAAGGCACCCAGGGUGAGACACCAGCUCAUUGUAGGGCACCAUACUCACACUUAUUCAUUCACAUACUCAAACACAUUCACACAUCAAGAUUAGCCAGUCUGUGUACUGGAACGUUUUUGGGAGGUGGUGACAAACAGUAACCUGUAGCUGAAGACUGAACCAGGGACAAUGGAGGUGUAAGAUAGCAACACUAAAUAGCAGUGACAAGCUAGCCCUGCUGAUGAGGGCCUUGAGCACUGAAUGAGGUCUGUUUUCUCAGUGUGGUCCUCCUUGUGGAGCUGAGAUGGGCCAGCAAAUCUCUGGUCAGGCUGUAAUGGGCAGGCUUCCUGAGAAGCUAUUAAAACAUGCCGGAUUAGUACGGGAUAGUAGCUAUCUCACCUAUGAAGAGUUUCUGGCUCAUGUAGCAGAGUUGAAUGAAGUAACUGCUAAGCUGGCAGUUGGCCAACCAAAGCAUCUCAUUUUUGAGGUUCAGCCUGGAUCUGACACGUCUGCUCUGUGGAAAGUGGCUGUGAGGAUAGUGUGUACCAAGAUCAAUAAGGAGGAUGGAAUGCUGGAAGCUUCACGCAUUAUGAACCUGUAUCAGUUUAUUCAGCUCUACAAAGACAUCACCAGCCAAGCAGCUGAAGUGCUGGCAGCAGAUGGCAGUAUGGAGUCUUCCUCUGGACAGCUUUCUUCUGCAGCCUCUUGCCAGGCCAGCAUGUGGAUGGGAAGGGUGAAGCAGCUUACAGAUGAGGAAGAGUGCUGUAUCUGUAUGGACGGAAAAGCAGAUCUUAUUCUGCCCUGUGCUCACAGCUUCUGUCAGAAAUGUAUUGAUAAGUGGAGUGGUCAGAGUCGAAACUGCCCCAUCUGUCGGAUCCAGCUGACGGCUGCCAAUGAAUCUUGGGUAAUGUCUGACGUGCCCACAGAGGAGGACAUAGCUGGCUACAUUCUCAAUCUAGCGGAUGAGGCUGGCCACCCUCACAGACCUUAAUCUAAAACACUGCACAUCUUUUUGACUCAAUAUCACUAAUUAUUAGACUGUAAGAUGCUAUUUUGAAUUAUGUCGGUUAUUGAUCUGUUUUUGAUUUAUUUGCAGGCAGCAAUAACCACUCACUGGGCCUCAUUUAUCAAGCUGGAUACAAACCUUAUUUUUAAAUGAUUCCCAGGAGCAUUUACAUAAAAAUGUUGCUGAGCUCUAUUACUGAAGAUUUAGCACAUAUAGACGUAAGGAGGUGUUACGGCAUCAUUUAGUCACGCUUUUGUCAUGGACAUGUUUGUGAGCAUCACUAAAUGCAAAUCAACUGUGCCAUGAAUGCACUGUGCACUUUAUGGGUGAUUUGCAUUUGUCAUGUAUGCACUUGAGCACGAAGAAACUCACUGAAACUUGGGCAGAAGUUUUUCUAGUUCUGUUUGGCUUCAGAAAAAAAUGACACACAUUACUUAAAGAUCGGUAAAUGAGGCUCAUUGUCAUUUAUGUUUGUGAUUUGUUCAGCAUCCUUCAUUUAAAAACAUUUGAGAACAUUUUUAUGGUGUGAAAUUUACUGAAUACUUGCUGCUUUUUUUAAUCUCACAUAAGUUGUGUAUAGGAAUGAAUGAAAGAAUUGAAGGUUUCAGCUUAUUUCAUCAGAGAACUGACCAUCAGUUCUCUAAUUUCAUUAGAGAACUGAUGGUCAGAAUGUGCAUGGUGUUUUAUUUCAGACACCCUGUGUCUUCUGGCAAACAUACUAACAUCUAUAAGACUGCUUUAAUAAGGUGUUCUGUUAGAGUGUUUUUCAUAUAGGACAGCAGUGUCCAAUCUUAUCCGCAAAGGGCCGGUGUGGGUGCAGGUUCUUAUAUAAAACCAAGCAGAAGCCACACCUGAUUCCACCCUUUCCGGAUAAGAUUGGACACUGCUGAUAUAGGACUAAUUAUUUUGAUUAGGAAAAAAAUAUUUAGCUUGAUUUAGUCUAGAAAAUGUGAAAGGUUGUAAAGCAGUUCUAACUACUGAGAAUAUUUUUAAAUGUUAACUUCUAUUAUAUAUUCAGACUUGCACUAGUAUAUUUUUUUCCCUAUUAUUUUUGCUGUUAAUUAUUUAAAUAGACGGCUGAUUGAAAUGCAUUUUCUGGUUUGUUAUGUAUAAUAAUCUAAAAGCAGCACAAGGAUGUAUAUUUUUCUUGACAUUCUACCAUAAUUAUUAUAAUCCUCAUAAUUAAACUUUUUAAAUGUUGAAACA
This is a messenger RNA of Tachysurus fulvidraco (yellow catfish), 2203 nucleotides long. RefSeq names its product ring finger protein 141 (gene rnf141). NCBI's taxonomy places the organism in Eukaryota, Metazoa, Chordata, Actinopteri, Siluriformes, Bagridae. The coding region runs from base 296 to 982 and encodes 228 amino acids. Gene Ontology annotation, molecular function: ubiquitin-protein transferase activity. The record is from RefSeq and is a predicted model, not a curated record. The transcript has 6 exons. Gene Ontology annotation, biological process: protein autoubiquitination.